AUGUCAGAGAUAUUGCCUCUUCCUUGGCUGAUCAAAGCGAGCUCUUACAAUAUGAAAAUUGGUGAUGAAACUGUCAUCACAACUGUCACUGACCGCCUAGCUAUCGUGAACAGUAACAUUUCGGAACUAAAGAGUGUAUUGAAGAGUACUCCAAAUCCAUUUGUUGGAAUUGAUGUUCUAAAUAAUGGAGAUCUGUUGCUCUUUCAUGUGAAAGAACGGUGCCUAAUUAUUCAAUUUAAGCGCAUGUUCGUAUUGGAUAAUCUAACUGAUCUCCCCAAUUCUGUUCGGAAUUUACUAGCGGAUAGUUCCAUCACUUUUAUAGGUCCUAGAAACAUAACCCAAAAAUCUACUCUAUCAUAUGUAUCUGGAUGUCAAAGCCGUAAAUUUGAAAUUAGUAGAAUCGUUGAUGUUGGUUAUUUGACUGGUAAGCUUUGUAAGAAGCCAAAUUUGAUGAGUAGUACAUUAGAAGAGUUGUUGGGUGAAGUUGGUGUGGAUAUUAAGAAGCCUGUCAUUAGUGAAGGUUCGAUGCGUCCUAAUUGGCAAUCGUCUUCGAUUCUAUCGGAGGAGGAGGUGAAAUUAGCUAUGUAUGAAGUUCAUUCGUGCUUUCAAAUUGCAACCAAGCUAAUUGCAGAUGCAACCAGUGCAACUAUAGUUGCUUAAUUUGGUUAUGUAAAA
This is a messenger RNA of Solanum pennellii, 675 nucleotides long. RefSeq lists its product as uncharacterized. The coding region runs from base 1 to 660 and encodes 219 amino acids. The transcript has a single exon. NCBI's taxonomy places the organism in Eukaryota, Viridiplantae, Streptophyta, Magnoliopsida, Solanales, Solanaceae. Gene Ontology annotation, molecular function: nucleic acid binding. The record is from RefSeq and is a predicted model, not a curated record.